Molecule: messenger RNA, 1170 nt
Organism: Puccinia triticina
Lineage: Eukaryota; Fungi; Basidiomycota; Pucciniomycetes; Pucciniales; Pucciniaceae
Exons: 3
Coding region: 1-1170 (389 amino acids)
Source: RefSeq, a predicted model, not a curated record
AUGUCGGAUUUGGAAGCAUCUUUUUCCGGGAUUUCCACUACUGAUUCAGAGUCGCCAUCCGACAUAGAGCCGGUCCACUCUCGGCUUGCCGAAAUCGCUCACGAGUUUCGUAUGGCACCAGGGGCGUUAUACCGGCUGAGUCGAAAUAAUAAGAAGAUGAUUGAUGAACUGGGUGGAAGGAACGUACUGAUAGACCAACUGGAAUCGACCCUUCUGCCUUCACUCAAAGACCACGUCUCAUCUCUCUUACUCUUACUUGACCUACAAGAUUUCGGGACGCAGCUCGACACGCACGCUAAGUUAGGACGAUGCAAAGAAUUCAGAUGCCGUCGAUUGUGCAUCCAAGUCGAACGAAGCAUACAAUCCCACCUUUGUCUAGUGUUCCAUAGCGCUGCGGAGCUUACGCGAUUGUGGGAACUUUCGCGUCAUGAUCCAGAAAACUUGAUCAAGCAUCAAAAGCUUAUGUCCGAAAAGAUGGAACAAAUAUGCACGAAGGCAGAUCUCUGCUAUCAAUCACUCGAUCAGUCAAUCCAAUGGUCAACCAAAUCCGACUUAGUUAUUCUACAAGAAGAUUGGUUAGACACAGAAGCUGGAUUAGUCAAUAUUACACUGAAACAUCUCACAAAACUCGCCAACCCGCUGAUUAAUGAUUUUGAAUACCACGAAUGGGACUCGAUCAAUGUGUCACGAGAAAAGACAACGACUCCGAAUCGAGAGCAUAAUGCUCAAGUUGCUAGAUUGACGAUACCGAUUGUCAAGUUAGCACGAAUCUUUUUGAAACAAAUGGCGAAUACAACUGCAGCAAAGCGACAAUUGUUCACUUUAGAUCCAGAUAUCGAUUCCAAGUCCCUGUGUUUGUUGAGUCAAGGUCCAUCCAACCUCGCUAUGAAUCUUCGAGCUAUUGCGCUCUUCUUGGCGAAAUGCCAGGAGAGAAACAUGGUGGCUGACAUGGAGGCUGAGGCUGGCGCAGGUCGGCAGUCAAAUCCAGUGCUUGAUUGCGCAGAACAUCUUGAAUCCACCUUACUUCUUCUUUCUUCCUAUCUCAUUCCUUUCCCUACUACAGUUGAUGAUUUCAUGUCCGGAUUUUCUGAUUUACGCUCUCUAUACCAUAGGGCAACAGACCGCAUGUUGGACACCCUCUUUCGCUCUGAACAUCUUGACUUGGAAUAG